AUGGCCAAGUACCAACACCUGUUGGCCUUUGGCAUCGUUUCAUGGUGCCUGGCUGCCGAAGAUGAAUCUUCGUGCACAAACAGAUUGGAUUUGCUGGAUGUCUCCUUUUUUAUGCAGGUGAAGCAGAACUCGACAGUUCAGACAGUUCCUGCGCAACACAACCGGACCUGGCCAUCGAUGCUGCUCGACAACAUGAACCGAGCUUGGGCUGGCCAGCAAAUGCCGUUGAGUCCCGGAGCGCAGUCCUCCUCUGAAAGCUCCGGCACUGCGCUGCUGGACAUCAUCAUCAUCGUGGUGAUGAUCGGGUCGCAGACUGGGGGCAUCGUGCUGCUGAACGUGGUUACCAUGCUCUUUGGCAGCAACCAAGUGCUGGUCAAGAUCCUGGAGACGGAUGAUGCCACCCACGCCAUGGACAGCUUCUUGUGCAUGGGCCUCCGCUUCGGAGUCGGCGCCCUCGCGCUGAGGGCCUUUAUGUUAACCAAGCGGAAGGACAAGGCCGCACCAGCAUCGUGGGCAGAUGGCUCGACGGCCAAGGCUGGCGUGGAGCUCUCAGUGUGGCUCUUCCUGGGCUUCGCAACGCAGGCGGUGGGCCUGCAAUAUACUUCCGCCUCCAGCGGCGCGCUGCUGGGCAGUCUGACCACCGUGCUGGUGCCGCUGCUAAGCUUGCUGGAUGGGCGCCACAUAGACCGGCUGACUUGGGGCUCGGUGUGCCUCGCCUUGGUGGGCGCAGUGCUCUUCGUUGGGCCCAGUGCCAUCUCCAGGGCUAUCAGCAGCCGGGGAGACGUCUUGGAGCUGGGCAGCGCUGCGUUCUUUGCGGUGUACAUAUGGCGCUGCGAGAAGUUGAUCCGCCAGCUCCCGGAGAGCGAGGUGGCGCCCUUGACUUGCCUGCAGCUGGCGCUGGUCUCGUGCUUCUCCUUCCUUUGCUUCUUCGCGGAGGGCGUCAGCCUUGCGAGCGCGAUGCACAUGUUAGCCUUCCCUGCAGGCAGUUGGGCGCUGCUCUUGGCCCUGGGCGUGGUGACCACCGGCUUUUGCCUCUGGGCGGAGGCCAAGGCGCUGCGGGAGGUGGACGCCACGGUGGCCGCUCUGAUUUAUGCUUGCGAGCCUGUCUGGGGCGCCAUCUUCGCAUACGUUUGGCGAGGCGAAACCUUGGAUGGCCCCUACGCAAUGUCCGGCGCGGCUUUCCUGCUGGUGGCCUCGGUGACAGGCGUCAUGGCGUCCAUCGCUGAUGAAGGCUCUACGCUGGAUGCCAAGGGGCCCUGCAGCUAG
Molecule: messenger RNA, 1266 nt
Organism: Effrenium voratum
Lineage: Eukaryota; Dinophyceae; Suessiales; Symbiodiniaceae
Source: the annotation of a GenBank genome assembly